UGUAACAGAUACGGCCGGGGUGAAGGACAAUCUCCCUCUUCCCUUCGGCUGCCCAGGUAACAAACAAACAAACAAGAUGGGUACUUGUCUAAAUUCUCUACUGGCUUCAGUGUGUUUAGUCCUGGUGUAUACAGCCCUACCAGUGACGUCAUCAAAUUCACAGAACGUGGACAUAUCAUGCCGCAAUGGUUGGUUGAAAGCAGAUAACAGCUGUUACUACUGGACAGUUGCUGACCAGGUCACGUGGGCUGACGCCCGACGUGAGUGCCAAUCCCGGAGGGCAGAUCUGAUGGUUAUCAACUCUGCCAAGGAACAAGACUGGGUGAACGUACAGACACAGGAGGAGAACACUGACGGAUGGUGGGUGGGUCUCUCGUACAGUGUGGACGACGUGCAAUGGGAGUGGCUCGACACCACCGUGGACAUCAGCAACAUCCAGUGGAACCUUGAACCCGACAACUACGAGAACGAAGACUGCUGCGCUAUCAACGAGUACGGCAAAUUUAGCGACGACGCCUGCCGGGAACACUAUGGUUACAUCUGUAAAGUACCACGGACUAAAGACGAGGCAUGCCCCACCCCUGCCACCGACGGACGUUGGUCGUUCCUGGACUACGCCUGCUACUUCAUCAGCGACCCCUCAGACACCAGCGACCGCCUCACCUGGACGGAUGCACGGACAAAAUGCCAGGGCCUGAAACCCACGGGUGUGGCCGCAAACAUGGACCUUGUAUCCAUAGUAACAGCAGACGAGUCCAGAUUCUUCAACGAAAAAUUAGGUGACCUAUCUAACGCGGGCAUGGCAGUGAAAUGGUGGACAGGCCUGAACGACCAACAGGCAGAGUCUAUCUACAAGUGGUCUGAUGGCUCCGCUUGGAACUCGUCCUAUACCCCCUGGGAUUACGCGCCGAGCACAGACCGCAGCGAGGACCAGAGUUGCGGACUCAUGUACACCGGCGGCGUCGUGGACGACACGAAGUGCUCAGCCAGAGCCGGGUAUAUCUGUGAAACCUCAGCAGUACACAAAUGGACGCCUCUCGGGUGCAGUGCUCACUGGAUACGUGGAGGUCAACACUGCUAUCGUUUUCAAAAUCGGACACAAGUCACGUGGACCGCCGCCCGGAAGAACUGCCAGCAUGAUGGCGGUGACCUGUUGAAAAUCGACAACGUGGAUGAGAAGUACUGGUUCGACCACAUGUACCUUGCCGGAGGGCGUGGCUACUGGACAGGACUCAACGACCAGGCACAGGAGGGAGAUUUUGUGUGGGCGGAUGGCUCAGCCCCAGACAACACGCUUGUUCAGUGGGACAGCGAGCCAGACAACGCUCACAACCAGGACUGCACUGUGAUCAUGAGCGACGGUUCCUUCAGUGACCAAAGCUGCGCGUCCCGGGCGGGGUACGUCUGUAAAUACACAAAGGACCCCGGGGAGCAGUGCGCUACAGGAUGGGCGACCUACCAACAGGCAGGGUGCUACUACAUCAGCUCCGGCAACAGGAGCCGGGGGGUCAUGUGGGACGAGGUGAAGCAGCGGUGUCUGGAUCUCGCCCAUAUCUACGACAAUGAGCUCCAGGCCUUCUAUCUGUACAUUCAGUCACAAGCUGAGAUGACAUGGUUGGUAUCCCAGCUGCAGCUGCAGCCGGACCUCGGUAUGAUGUGGUGGACGGGGCUCAACGACAUCACCAUCGAGGGGGCCUGGACGUGGGCGACAGACUUCGCCAACCCGGUAGACAUGACUUUGAUUCCCUGGGACACGGAGCCUAACAACUACGGUGGCAACGAGGACUGUGCUGUCAUGCUGCCGGGAGGCCGCUACAACGACAUGCCCUGCACCGCCAAGUCCUACUACAUCUGUAAGAGUGCCGCAGGGCUCGGCGUGGUCGUGUCUUCCAUGGUGAUGUGGGCGGGAGUGCUGGCAACCCUUCUCGCAAGAUAACACCGGAGACCCUUGUAACAGAACCUCGUUAAUCCGGACACCGUUAAUCCAAACACAGGUGUUCCCCAAGCCUCAGCCUCUGCUCUGUUGAAGGUCGCACCAACACAAGGCUGGCGCCCAAGAGCCGCACGAUGUUAUGGGAAACAUGUUAUGUUGUCCGUCUCUCCAACAAUUUGGAUGGAUAUCGAAAUGUCCGGAUUAUGGAGGUUCACUUGUUUUACCUAGUUUGAAUUUGCGAUGUUACCAGGAUACUCUUUACAUACUCAAAAACUGCAUGAACUUAUGUCGACCUCGCGACAUUAGCGAAACAUAUUGUGCAUUUACAAUAGACCCGCAUUUUGUAUCCUUUCAAUUUCUAAUUCAGCAAUAAUUGACCACGUUACAGAUGUUUUUGCAUUUUGCAUUUUGGAAUGAUGAGUGAGUGAGUGAGUGAGUGGGGUUUUACGCCGCUUUUAGUGAUAUUCCAGCAAUAUCACGACACCAGAAAUUGGCUUCACACAUUGUACCCAUGUCGGGUGACGAGCGAACGCUUUAACCACUAGGCUACCCGACCGCCCUUGGAAUGAUGAACUGGAUACAAGUGGAGAUUCCAACCCGGCUUGUUCUGUCGCCGGGCCCGGGGAAAAGGGCGUUCCAGAGGUUCGUCCCCAUAACCCACCCACCCACAUACUGAC
Haliotis rufescens (red abalone) is the source of this 2610-nucleotide messenger RNA. Its product is annotated as macrophage mannose receptor 1-like. The record is from RefSeq and is a predicted model, not a curated record. Lineage: Eukaryota; Metazoa; Mollusca; Gastropoda; Lepetellida; Haliotidae. The coding region runs from base 77 to 1936 and encodes 619 amino acids. The transcript has 14 exons.